This is a messenger RNA of Pocillopora meandrina, 20101 nucleotides long. Lineage: Eukaryota; Metazoa; Cnidaria; Anthozoa; Scleractinia; Pocilloporidae. The record is from the annotation of a GenBank genome assembly.
AGGUCCCGCGGAUUGAAGAUCGCAUAUUUCUGAGCUGUUCAAAUUGUUUGUCAACCUUGAUCGUUUAAGAGGUGAGAUGCAACAUUCUUGUUUACUUUGCUCAGGCUUCAUAAAAUACCAUCCGAGUAGUUUACAACAAAUAUUGAUCUUUCUUAGCGUUUAUUCGAUUUCAUAUUUACCCUUAACCCGAUGUGCCCGAUUUUUGACAUGUUUGGAGUUUCACUGUUGUUAUAUAAACGUUCUGCGCGGAAAUAUUUGUUAUGUUAGCUAAGUGAUUCAAUUGAUGAACAGAGAAGUCACUGCGCUGCGCGCUUGAAAAGUUCGAAACUUCCCAAUGUUACACGAUAUUCUAGCGAAAGGCAUCACUAUGGGAUAAGUGCGUGAGAUACAUCGUCAAGAGAUAAGUUCAGACCAUUAUCGUAAACUUAUAUUUCUACUUAGGCCCCCAAUAAUUUAAUAUAUAAACGAAAAGGGAAGAUACCCAUGACAAAAGAUUAUCGUGCUUUCAUAUGGGUCUUUAAAAAGAACUUACUUUAUAUGUUAGGCGAUCUAAAUUGUGGCAAACCUUUCGAAUUUAAAACGUGGUCAAAAGGGAAAAGUGAAGUUUUCGAAACUAGGGAUAUCGAAUGCAUCUGGCAAAUGUGUUGGCGAAAUUCGAUAGCUCAAAGACCUAUCUGUUUCUCAAAACUUCUACGUAUUUAAAUUUCGCUUUUCAUCCGAACAUACGGUGUCUAUGAAUUGACAGAACGAAGCGGCAAAAAGCUGUCAUAUGACUUAAUGGCUCAAUGCUUUAAUAUUGUAUACUGCUGAAUUUUAAAAUACAUCGCCGGUACGUGCAUUUAGACUAUCUUCAUCGACGUUAUAUUUAUUUUACAUUAAUGAACCGGUUAUCACUCACUCGUACGUGCCGAGAAAAGUAAAUAACUAUUGUAGUUCAGUACGGUUGUACAGUUGUCAUCUUGUACUCAGUCGCUUUUAAUUCAUCUUUCCGUUUGUGGAUGGGAGUGUUUUGUGAAAUUCAAUCCCCACGCUUCUUAAUGCAAUUUAGACAUUUCACAUAUGAGAUCUUACUAAGUGAAAUGAAUUAAUACCUUACUCUUUCGGAAACUGAGUUAAAAGGCGAGGUGAGAGCUCCACGGAAUAGGAAGUAUCUUUAAAAAAUCAAUUUUCAUUCAUGAAUUUCGGUUUUAUCCUUCAAUAAUUUUAUUUGCGUGACCUUUUUGCUAAAAUUGGCUUUGUCGAUUUCUGUAAUAGUAAUACGUAUUCAUAGCUCGAUGUGAAUGUUUAUGGAGAACCAAAUUUGGAAUUCUGAUCUUUUUGAACUUAAGGGCACUUGAAGAAAAGUAAAUGACGAUCCAACUUUUAAGGUAUAAAAAAUAAAUUCGUAUAGAAUUUGACACAGGUGAAACCUUUUCCUGUUGGAGAAAUGAAUGAUGAGCUGAGUUGGUCCAGUUUUAUAUAGAUUUCAGGAAAUCGAUAGCAAAUGAUAUAUAAACUCCAGUAAUGCUUUGUUGUUUUAUCGUUUCAAAAACUAACAAGAUAGUAGCCCCCUAUUUGGUCAAAUUUUGAAAUUUUAGCUUCGACUGAAUAAAUACUGCAUUAAAUGAGCCGACUUCCUUAAAGCAGCCAUAAUGUGAAGAUAAGGGGGAAAAACCCAAGUUCCGAGAUCGACCUAAUUAUGGCGUGUAAUUAGUUAACCAUCCCAGUAUUUUAUUUGUAAUUAUGAAAAAAUACAUAGAAAAUUUCCUUUUUCUUUUUAUCUAUCAAGAAAUUGGACCCUCAAAACAUCGCGUGAAGCCGCAGUUUAUUUCGGACAAUGUGACGCCACAUACAGGCGGUGGAGAAACGUUUUUAUUUUCAAGAAUGGUUUCCAAAUUCAUAAAGGGAUUUAAAAGGAAUAAGCGGACAGCGUAGUUUCGGUGUUUCAUAUUUUAAUUCAAAGUUAAAAGCGUAAGAAAAACUGUAAAGAAUCAUGUCUAAGAUUUGUUUUAUUUUGUUAUGAAUCACGAAUUUCUUGACAAAUAUGACUUUCUUUACCGAUCGCCGCUCGAUAUUUUGGCGCCAAUUGUCAAAUUAACUGAAAACAUCUAUCGGCACCGAAAAUAUACUAGAGUUUUUCUCUUGUUAACAGUUUGACCUUUUAAUAAUUAGUCUUGCCUCAGCGGUCGAAUCAUGUUAGAAUUAAUGUGGAAAAGCUUGUUAAAUUGAUUUUUAGUAGCCGCAGGAGAGGAAGAUGACUUGUGGACUUUGCAAAACGUUUCGUUUGUUUUCUAUAAUUAAUAUUUACAAGCCAAAGAGCGCCGCACCAGAAGUCUCUCUUUCAAACCUUGGCUAAUUGUUAGUAUAAUUCAUGAAGGAAAUGGAAUCUGUAAUGGAUUAUUAAAGAAGGAAAAAACACAGCGCAGGGCAGUCUAAACUGUCUUUGUUGUCAAAAUUAAAAAGAGCGGAAAGGAUUAUUCACUACCCGCAGGACGAGAAACUGACAAGAUUUUUCUUAUAGAAAGGUAAACAAUUAGAGUCAAAUUGUUCCAAUGAAGUGUAUUCAAAACCCAGAAUAUUAUUUUUAAUCUUUUUUACGUUAAAUAAAUAGUUUCCACUUCUUCAUUGUCUUAAAAUACAAUGAGUCGGUCAGUAGCGAGUGGCAAAAACUGCUGGGAUCUCAGGUGAAUUUCUGUUUUUAAUUAAGCAGGAAAUGAAUGGAGUUUGCUUUCUACUUAGUUUUCAAUUGUCUUCGUCUCGACCAUAUAAAGUAUAUUAAAAGACAGUAUAACAGGAAAUCAGUCUUAUGACAAUUGUUUUAACUGUGGAUGUAAUUAACUUUCUAAAGGAAUGCAUUGUGAAUGGAACAAACCACAGAUUUCGAGAGUUUUUAACAAAAUACAGAAAUAUCGGAUAUGCCAAAAAAACUAAAUUUGGUCAAAUUACUCUAUUGUACAGUAAGGCAUGUGGUUUUCUUCCUGUCUUUAUCAUUAAAUAUUACUGUAAACUGUUAACAUAAUACUGGUUUUAACACUCUUAGAGAGAAAUAAUUGAUAACAAGCACUUUUUACUGGUAAAGGCAGCCUUAUUCAGUUACCGAAAGAAAUGAAUAACGUUAUAACUUAAAAUUCAUGAGAAAUAGGCGACUGCGAAUGGCGACUUUCAAGGAACGUUCUUGUGCCUUAAUCAGGAUAAACGUUUGAAUCGAUGUUCGUAUUUUAACAUUUCGUUAAAUGAAAAAACACCGAUUGUAAUGCAAUGAAUGCAUGAAACACUUGGGACACGUUGAUUUCACGAUUUCGGAAGUUGAAUAUUGGGAGAUUUUAGUUAGAUCUGUUUACUAAUUUUACAAGGGAAAUUGUGGAAUAGUUAUCGUUGAUUGGAUUUGCAUAAUACGUCUGCAUUUAGUAGGAAGGCUCGGGGCCAAAUCAGGUUAAAAGAGACCAAAACAUCGAGAUGAAAGGAUAAUUUUAUGUGGUCAUGAUCAUGACUUUUAAUUUCUCUCUUAAUUUGUCUUGUUCGUACUUGAUGGGAUUUAUGUCCCUAAGAGCUUCGUCCUUUCUUCAUUUUUUUUCAAUGAUCGAAUCAGUUCUCUAUUUUGGCUCUUGCGUCUGUUUACUGUUGAAGAAAUACUCACAAGGCAAAGUAAAUAUGUUACAGGUCACGAGCGAUGAGUGAAUAAAUAAGAGAUAAGUUUGGUCAAACAUUGUUACUUAUAGACCGGGGGACUAAAUUAUUUCAUGUACUGCUAUAUUGUCGAUUAGAAACAGUCUCAGGAAUAUGGGCGAAAAUGGUACGAUAUGAACUUACGUGUAAAACCGUUUUGUGUUGUAGUCGAGGUUGCCAAACACCUAAAAAAGACUCAUUUCAGGAUUAUCAUUGCCAUUAUUAGUUUUUUGUUUUGUUUUGUUUUUUUUAGGUUUUUCGGUUUAUUGUUACAAUUUAAUGUACUGUUCUUGCGAUUGGAAAAGAACACCAAGAUGAUUACUGGUGCGCAUAUGGCAAUAAAAUGAUAGUGUUCUUCACCCAAUUUCAAAGUGUUUGCUUGCUUUACAAAUAUGGAAUAUCCACCCUGAACUAAACGUUUCUCUGAUUGUUCUGUCGUACUAUUCAUUGCGCUUGCCUUCUUCAGUUACAGGAAAUUUCCAAUUUGUUAAAAUAAAUUCUUCACUGAGGAGAGUAUCCAGACGUUGAAUCGUUUAUUCCGUUUACUAAACUUUGCAGACAUUUUUAAUAAAUUAAAAGAUAAGCUUUAACGAAAAAAAAAGGAUUUCACCACACAUUCUAAAGUCUCUCCUAAGAGAAAAAUUAAAAUCAUGUUUAUUUUUGGAAAUCUGUUUGCGGUAAAGAAACUCCUACACUACUUUAAAAUGGUAAAUGUGUUUUACCUAAAAUUGCAUUAAGUCGGUUAUUUCCAAGAGUUUCUGAAGGAAAAAUUAUCAUACGUUAGUUGGUUUAAAUCGUUUUGAUUAUUUAGCUGUUUUUAGUCCGUUAUGUUGGGUUAAGAGGUCAUUUAUUUGGAAGUGCUAUGUAAUUACGUCGCAGUUGUAUGUGCAGGAAGAUUACACCAGACGUUUACCAUGUUUACAUGCAAAGACAAAUAUCAUUUAAAGGAAAGAACAGGCUAACUACCCUAUCUUUGAGAAGAACGUCUGUGUUGAAACAAGAUCUAUUAGCACUUCCUUGGUUUACGAAAGCUAUACAAAUAGUGCACAUGUAACAAAGAAUUUACUAUUUACCGAUAUCUUUGAUAUUGCUGAGGCAAAGAACAAUCUCGCUUAUUUUGAAAUUGAAACAUUUCAAACAAAAAGCUUUUCCACAUGAUUUUGAAUAUGUAACAUGGUACCAGUAGUCUAAACGAGGAUAUGUUUUAUCAGAUGAAGUUAAUUUUGCCCUUUGCCCAAGCCAUGCUCUCAACAUUUUGUCUUCCAAGUUUUUUUUUUUUUUUUUUUUUUUUUUUUUUUAAUAAACGGGUUGUGCACGCAAUGAGGUGAACUGGCCAUUCGCGACAUUGUUUAGAGGAUUCCCCUUGGAUCCAGCAAAGUUGAUAUCCACAGUUGUGUAGGGAUUUGUAGGUCAUAUAUCAUACCAAUAAUGAAGAAUUUAAGGUUUUGCGUAUUUUUCUCAAAACGACAAAGUUCGUUUAUUUUUAGUCAACAUAAUUGCAUUGUUUUUCUCUUGUUUUGUUUUUCUCUCUGGUGGUCAAACUUAUUCAUUCACCGUAGAAGUGUUAAUGGGGCAGGUUAUGAAAGGAACUUGAGCUGUAUAGCACGUGUGCAUACGCCCAUUCUCCAGGCCAUAAGUCAGUUCUUGCCGUUUCAUCUAGGACCUUCUUUAGAGCGACUUUUCCCGUAAAACUCUGUGAAGAGCAAUAGAAAUCUGGCGUUGUUAUUUAUAAAAUGACUCUCAUUUUACCGGAAGGCACCAUCGAUGAUUUUUUCCUCCAUCAGUCAAAAAUUUGAUUCCAACUUUUCUGAAUAAUCUAACAAAAAGUAGUGAUUAGUAACAAAUUCUCCCACCCAGAAACAGACUCAGUGUAUCGAUGCAUGAAAGGAGAAUUUUUAAAAUUAAAAGUAAGAACUUAACGAGUAGAGCAAUAAAGACCAGAAAUGUUCAUUGGCAUAGUAAUAUAAAAUAAAUAAAACUAACAAGUAUUUUAUCAUUUCCAACCAUAGCAUAUCGUACUUUUCUUUUUUUGUACAUAUUUUUAGGUUAAUUUAGUUUUCUGUUGUUUAAGCGCAUCAGUCAGGUUUUGCUAACGACUUGUUUGACUAAUAAUUAUUCAAAAGCAACGAAGAGACCUUUCUUAAUGAGGUGUGUCUUAAAUAUGUCGCGUCGGAUAAAUCAAGCUAACAAGUAUCUCAUUCACCGAUUUUUUCGUAGGAAAUUCCUCGUCGUAACUUGGCUGAGCGACAUUUUGUGUGCGACGCACCACGUUUUGAUACGUAGCAGUGCUAAGAAACACGACCUUGCGUCAGGUUGGAUUUAAACCACAUAUCAUCAGUUCUUAGGUAAGUUGAGAGUAGCUUAACACAAAAGAGAAGUUUUGGUAGCAGGUGGAACAAGUUAAAGCAAGCUUGUCAACCGUGUAGUAGCGCGUGCAGAUGCCGGAGCUGCAGGUAGUCUCGUGUGAUAAUUCUCGGUCAUUUGGCGAAACGUCCGCGCGUCUAAGAUUACAAGCCCCCCUCUUUUUAUCCACGAUACUGAGGUUUUCUUCUAUGCUCAUGUGGGUAAUUUCGUGAAUGUUCCAAACUGUUAUUUAGAAACGCCAGAUUGAAAAUCAGCGUUUUUUUUGUGAACAGUUGUUUAUUUUGUUGUUGAGAAUUUACUCAAUGACCUUCAAAAGUUAAGUUAGCGGUUAAGUUUACCCGGAGGGGUUGGCUUUAUGAAAGGUAUAUAAACUUUCUUCAUUAAAUAUAUUGAAUUACAGAUAAAAAUGCAAAUUUUCUUUUGAAACAAGUCCAAAUAUUUAUGGUUAGCAUAUAUCUCAAGAAAAAAAUAUUUGCUUGUCAUGUUUGAAAAGUCUUGCAUUUUCGUGAAAAAUGUCUGCACGGUUAAGCGAUCGCAAACAAAUGCGCCGCAAAAAAUUACAUUGUGGGAAAUGAUAUUCGCUUUUGGGGUUUGGUGUAAAAGAUGAAUGAAUCGCACAAAAAACCUUUCGUCUUUGGUUGAAAUGUUACAAAAACAGGAAAAAAAAUCAUGGACUGUAGAAAUUAAUUGUAUUUCUACGAGGAAGUUGCGUACAGGAAAACACACCCGACAUAUUCCAAGUUCGUUAUCAGGACUAAUUACAGGCGAUGUGUUUACUUUGCAAGAGUGCUGUUCAGGUCAUCCCAAUAUUUAUUUUUCUCCCACUGCUUUCGAUAGCUCACUGUUUACUUGUGUUAUCAUUCAGAUUUUAUUGACUUUGAAAGAGUAGGUGUUCAUGUUUAUUUUCAACUCUAGACGUAGAUCUUUUUCCCGCUAAAAACAUGGGAAAGACAAGGCAAAUUUUAAUAAGGGUUCAGUGCACUGUUUGGAAGUUUGUUUGAGAAAAUCUGCUUUGAAAUUAACUUGACUAGUGUGGUUUAGAGCUGUCGCUUGAGGUUACGAUAUCGCAGUUAUAGAAUUUUCUCACCCGAUGUUUCCUUUCCAUUUUCAAAAAGGUUUAAAUGGAACAAUAAAAGUAAAAAUCUGCGAAUGAAGUACCAUUUUACAUGUUUAACUGAGCUUUACUGAGAUUCAGUUGUCACCUGCUUUACCGAGUUCGUUGUCUUCUUUCACAAUCUAUGACCAGUUUUCUACCCGCUAGUCAUCUUGCGCGCCUAUAAAGAAAGAAUGGUUCACCGAAAGCUCGCAAAAUUGUCAUUAUCCGGACAGAUGGAGUCUUUCAAAGUCCUGACAGGUUACUGGUGAAGUUUUAAAUAUUCAACAGUGAUUAUAAUCGCCUAUCUUUUGUUUUCUUUCUCCGCCCAAUCCAUUGAGGCUAGAAUGACGGGGGAAAAGAAAUUAAAGCUGUGUGUCAGUUUUCAUGGCUUGGCUGUAAAGAAGUAAUUAGUGAACAUCAGUUCUGCUCAGAACUUGUCAAGUGAAUCUGAAAACUCGUCGAGAAGAAACACUUUGUAAAGACCUCGACCGUGACGGAAGGACUUAAUAGGCUUAAUGUUUGUUGACUUUCCCCGAACAAAAGAGCAAAUAGCCCUCAAGAGCUGGUGCGGCGCUCACCCUUAGCUAAUGAGCGGUUUUACAAACUGUUUAUUGUUCAUUGAGCGAUUUUCAGAAAACGACACACAAAGGCAAAGCCCGGACUCGCGUUCAUUUUUGAGGUUAGUGGAAAUUUAUUUCCAACUUAGACCGCGAACAUUUUUUAGAAUCAGCAAAGCUUGAAUUAUCGCAUAUACGUCUUUGUUUACUCUACAGUUCAGAACUCAAAACAUAAAUAUUUGGCGAUUUACCAAAUUGAUGAACAAAAUUUCGUACUCCUUGAUCACUACAGAACUCAUUAUUUAACUUGCAUAGCCAUAAAUGUGUAAAUGGUUGCUACUUCUUUGAUGCUGUUCAAAUCAACCGUUCCACAGUUCCAUAGUUUCCAAUUGAACUAGGAGAGCAUAAAAUCUGAAAGCUAAAUAUUUGUUUUAUGGUUCGACAAGUUGACAAUUUAAGAUAUUUGAGAAUACUCGCUGAUUUAAGCGAAGACUGGCUUAUGUGUUUACUUAAGUUGCAUGAAGCAAUGAACACAAUUUCGCAGAUCGAAGUAAAUCAAUAAACGUAUUUCAUAUAACUCAGAGAGUUGACUUACAAACCAUCCUACUCUCAUAGCAGAAGUUGUUACUAAUUGUCGAUUAUAAAUUGGUGAUACACCAGGUAUGAUUACUGUCUUUCAUUCUUGGGUUUUAUCAGUCAUGUUUAAAAAGACUGUCAGAGUGUAAGGCAAUGAGUUAGGCUCUACAAGGUUGCUGAACGAAACUUUUUUUCAAGCUCGUAAGUUUGGCUUUGUUUUCAGAAAUGUCUGAAGAUGACAUUGAAGGGAAGCAGGUACUAUGUAAUUGCAAUAGCCCCAAUUUCAAAUCAUUAGCAAUGCUGUAGAUCUCUCCCUACGAAAAGGGACUUACGAGAAUUUGGAUCAGUCUGACGCCCCUUUCGAGUUGCCUUCUUCGACAAAUUGCAUCGGCAGAAUGGUGCAAGUCCCACCCAUGAUGCAUGGAAAUAAGUCACACACGUUUUGCAUUAUGUUGGAAGUGUAUCAAUAUUAUUUAAGUUUUUCACAGUCAUUUCAGCUUUGACCUCAACUUCAAAUUUCCCAGGAAGAACUGCUCUGAAUGAUGGCUUUUUAUCGCCAUGAACUACAUUUUUCUUCAAUAACAAAUUGAAACAUGGAUUUACAAUCGUUUUAAAUUUUUUUUGUUCCUGAGGUUGUACUAUGAAACUAUUGACAUGACCACGCUGAGAUUUUAUAGUUCUGUCCUACGUGUCCCAGUGAUUCAGUGCACCGAGUGUUCACCGUUUUUUUUUUGAGUAGAGCAACAUAUUUUGAGGGUGACAUGUAGCAUGUAUAUACAUGCUGAAUAUACUGAUCAUCUUAGCAUACCCAUUUGUGACACAGGAUCAGGGUUAAAACCACUAAAUAUUAAACUGUGGAGGAAAUUUUUAUCACUCUUAAAACGACAUACAAUAAUGAACAAUUUCAGAUUAUCACAUCUACGAUAAAUUUUGUUGUAUGGGCUUAACAAUUUUCAGUAUAUAGUUCUUGAACUACCUCUUCUUCGAUUUGAGGACCGUUUGCUCAAUUUUGAAAUUCCGUAGCUUUUAUGGGGGAGGGUCUAUUCCUCAACGCCUAUGCUUCCUAGCAUGAUACUGUCGCAAAGUAAUCAUGAUUGCAUUCUUCAGUAUUUAGUUACUUUUAAGGUAAAAUUUGAUUAAAAGCUAAUUCUCAUGUUUUUCUUUCUUGAAUGAGAUAUUGAACAUCCCUGGAAUUAAUUCCUCUCUGAUUUUAACAGCUUCUUACUCUUAUAUUCUCAUACAAAUAGAUAUAUCAUAUCCAUUGGCUAUUCGCUCCGUGAAGAAUUCAGACUUGAUAUUAUGAUCUGAUAUUCCGUCUUUUGGUCUACGGUCUAAUGUAUGGCCAACUAAUGUAUCCCCGAUGCAUAAGCUGUUCAAUUCUACAAAUCAGGAAACUUUGAUUUAGAUGCUAAAUACUACAAAUAAAAGUGAACCGAAUAGAGGAACGAUCCAAGCAAUCUGCUGCCAACGUAAGGGAACGUUAGGCGAAACAGUGUGAAAUCCUAUUCUGGUAGUUUCUUUGUGACCAAGGUUUCCAAGCUCGGUACAGGGUCUUGAAUGUAGGAGAACUAAACUUAUGGAAAUCUGCAGAUGGAGAUAAUUGGCUCAAUUGCUGGAUGUUAUCGUAGUAAUAAGGCUGAAUUUAUGCAAAAGACUGUUUUAUUUGUGCGUUCAGAUAAUUUUCAGUUUUAAAGCAAGUACACAACAAUUGCUAGCCCGUACAGAUCAUGUCAUGGUACGUUAUCUUUGAGUUUGAAAAAUGAAAUUGUCAGGAUGCAGUCCUAAUUUCGUGCACAGUAGGGUUUAUAAACUUCAGGUUUUCACAUUAAGGUAGCUUUUUGGGCGAUUAAAAAUUUCCUUGAUAGAAUUUGUUGUUGCGUGUAUUACAUACAAGAUCAGUAUUCGUUCCAUAUAAAGUGUUGAUGUUAAGAUAAUGCAAAUUUUUGUUUAAGCUUAAAGUCAGAAAUGAGUCGUAAUGAGUUGAACUGCAGCUGCAGCUGAAUGACGAAUUACAUACAAAAAAAUUUAGCCUUUUAGUUCAGUUUUUCUGCUUAAAGCAUAUUGACUCGAGAGAAAUUUUCUUAUUUCUGUUAAGUGACUUGAACUAAGGCAAGCAUGUAGUUGCCACCAACCAAAUAUGUUGCCUUUUUUCAGUUUUUUACAAAGUAAUGUAUGUUGUAUUUGUAUCCUUCCUUCGUUUGGAUUUUUUUCCAUUUAUGGUCCAAUUUGAAUAAGCUGAAGAGGCUGCGAUAUAAACUUGGAAUACCUUAUUUUGAGCUAUCUCAGCAAACGUUUUGUUGUCUCAUCUAUCCAUUUAAGUAGGGUAAUUGUUAAAGCAAAUUCAAAACAUUUUUUUUCGUUAGAGACAUUUCAGUUGUGGCCAAUUUUCACGUUUCCAGCGGUGAUAAGUCUGUGACUAUGGAAUAAAAAUUUAUGAAAAUAUUCUUGCGUAGAGCUUCUUUUGACUGAAAACGAAACCUUGCAGUUCGGUUAAGCUUCGUAAUUAACUUUUUUAUUUAAAAAAUCAAACUUUACUAAAGAUCAUUAUCCUGCUUCUAAAGCGUAUUUGAUUCUCCGUAACAUCUAGUGAUUCGAUAUCUACUCAUUUCAUGGAAGAUGCCCCUAAGUUGAUAAUGAAAAUGAGUAGAAAACUAUCAACAGUGAGCCUUAUAGACGCUCAUUUUCAGCAGAAGAAGCAAACUCAAGUGAAAUGAUUUACUUUCGCUAAGGAAAAACUUGGGAAUUAAAGGUGAGGCACGUGCCAAGCAGCACUUUUUUUCCGAACAAUAAUGAGAAACUUAAUACAGUUUUGAUAUUGGCGUAAUUAAAGCACAAUUAAACUUUAAUUAGGGUAGCUUUGCGAAGAAAGCUAAGUAAACAGCUAAUCACGGUCGUCUGAAGAUCAAAGAAACUUCAGAUUAAUUGAAACUUAAAAAUUAUCUCUACCCCUUGUGUUAAAAGUACUUCGUUUUUAUUGGGUCUCAAAUGUUACGCUUAUUUCGGAGUAUGUGUCUUUUCAAUUUUUUUUUUCCGUUUUAGCUCAUAUUGUUUCUUCCUGUUUGUCAAAGAAUAACGAAAAUACACUCCUGUUUUCUAUAUCUGAAAGAUUAAGCAAACGUUUGGCAAUGUAUGUUGUGUUUGCGGGGCUAUUUAUAUAGAUUCAGUAAACUUUUUGUAGGAAAGUAAAAAAUUUGGGUUCAUGUUCAGUCAGUGAUUCAUCUCAUAAUUGUUCGGAAUCUCAAAUGGAUGAUGAAUAUUAAAUGUGCCUGAAAUGAGCUAGUUUGAUGAUGUUCAUGUUUUGAUACUGAGUGAGUAUUUAGGAUUUAAAUUAAUUUUCCACCUGUUAAAAUUUCCUCCAUUUGGUUAAGAAAGAAGUGUCGUUUUAAUGCGGUACUUCAAGUCGGAGAUUAGUAACUCUGUCACGUAAUUUAAACGUGUGGAGAGGAACAUGCUUUAGUUCUCUUAUUUUGAAAGGUCUCACGAUUUACAGUUCAAACAUAUGGUAGACUCGUUAGUUUCUUUAUUUAGCAUUUCCAAUACUACCUACUCAUACGUUCGUGAUGUUUUGAGAGGGAAUGUCGGCCAACUCUUCCGGUUUUUUCCGACAGGUAACUACGAAGCCUUUUCAUCCCGGGUAAAGUGUUACCGUAAUAGUGACUAUUGUGAUUUCGAAAGCCUCUUUUCAACUAAGAGUAAGAUACAAAGUAACAAGAAUAUCGUCCAUUUUUUCAUUCUGUAGCUGUUCUUUAGUUCUUAAAACGUGACUUUAAAACAUUCUUGUCACAUUAUUGUUAACAGGGUUGACCUUCUACAUGUGGAAAAUUUAAACAAAAUUAUGCAACAGUUUUUCAAGACCGCCAGAAAUAGCUAGACUAGCCGUUAGUAUAUUUCCCUUUCUGCCAUGCUUUUUAGAAACUUAAGUUUUCUCUAAAGUUUUCACCUUACGGUAACGAACCACUUAGGCUUUGUAAUUUAAAAGGUAAAAUACUUGACUUUUUUUCACGGGCUUCACAACUGCGUUAGAGGCAAUAUUACGCGUAGUAAGGUACAAGCUGUUCUUUUCAAGCAAAUUCUCAUGUUACUGUGUCAGAAAAGGUCGUUACUACAGGCGACUGCGAAAGUAUUAACCGCCGAGCGUCUUUUCAAGUGAAAGGCUGUGUAAACACGCCUUUGUUUGAGACGAACAAGGCGGAAUGACAAUGACUUGACCAGGGCACUAAUAACAAAAACGUAAAAAAUGUUAAACGAUGUGGGAAACAAAGCUGCUGAGUUAAAUCUACCUUGGCUACAAUUUUCGAGGUUGUUACAAUGUUUUGUAAAAAAAGGUCGGUACUUGCUAUCUCAGUGGAAGGAAAAAGAUUCUGAAGUUUUGCGACAUCAUUAUUGCGUUGACUCAACAGAUUCUUGCCAAUAUAUUUUCCUGUUCAGCGGCGUCGCCUCAUGCAAAGUAGUUAUUAGUUAUAACUUGUAUCUCUUCAAGGCAAGGUUAUCGCUGAGCUGUUUUUAGCAGGUGUCAAAGACGAUUAAUGCCGAGCACACGUUUUUGUCUCGCCACGCGGCGAAUGAAGAUAACACAGCACACCUUUAGAGCACGAGCUAGGCGGAUAUUGAUUGAAAAGAGUCCUCACAGAGUUCUCAUUAAAUGCUAUGGGAAAACUUAAACUCAAAAUGAAAAAAAUUGGGUUUCUGGUUCUAUACGAAGCUGUCAAUAACAAAAUAUGAUGCUUUCACGAACUCAUAUAAUUAACAAUUUUACCUAACUGGUAAAAUUACCAACAGGCUAAAAUUUAUACUCGAAGGAAACAAAAUUAUGUUUCACUUUAGGUGAAUGUUACGCAGUUAGCACACCUCAGCGUGAAAAAUCUCUUCGCUUUGUCAGUUAAUUAAAAAAGAGAAUGAACUUGGAGAAAAAAUAUCUCUAGGAGCAACGGUUGGGAAAAGUUACGAGAUAACUUGAUGAAAUCUGCGAUAAUGAAAAUUUUUGAGGUUCAUUUCGACAUGUCUCUCACUCGUUUGUCGAGAUGUCACUCAAGUCGUCAAAAAAGACUCAUUUGUGCAAAUAAACAGACACGUUGCAUCGGCUUAAAAUCGGAACGAAUUUUCCUUAACCAAAUUUUACUUAUUUUUCUCAUUUUCCCCAAGUACACAGUAGAAUAUUUAAGGUUGUUUUAAUCGCUUAUUCACCUGUGCCUGAAGACUCAUUAAAAGCCAUUUUGCUUUCACCUCAUCUUGGUAACCACACAUAAAAGAUUUUUUGAAAAGAAUAAUGAAAUAGUAUCAACGUCGCACCGUAUCCCAAACUACCACUACGCUUAAUAAAUCUGUUUGUUUAACAAAACCACCAUCACACAAUUCUAACUCGUUAUAUUACGCAUUUAAAAGGAAAUAGAAAAGAACGAUUUCAUGAAAUAAGUUAAGCUGAGUUCAAAUUAAAAGUUUUUCAAGGAUUUCGCACUUAGUGGAGUUUUAAUAGAGUGCUAGGUUAGGAUUUAGUGUAAAACUUUUUUAAAUUACAGGUAGGAAGUAAAGUGAAUGACAGCGAAAAAAACCUAUAUUUAGGCAAUCUGAAGAAAAUGUUCGAUGUCGGUUUUCUUUGUUAGUAUACUUGAAUAUGUUUAGGCCGCAAAUAUGUCACUGUUUCAUUGAAACAAAAAUAUUUUGCCGACAAAGAGAAAAUUAUUACGUGACAAAUAAACGACAAAAGAGACAGAGUCAAACAUUGACAGGAAAACGACCAAACUGCUAAAUCUGAGAGAAGGAACAAUACAUAAAAAGAGACGAUACAAACCAAACAUUUACAGAGUGUCAAGAAAAGUGAAAUGUUUAGCAUAAAAAUACGAUUUUGAUUGACCAAUCGCUUGUGAGCUUAGAGAGUUUACUCAGAGCGCUUGUGAAUUUUAAUUGGCGGACAAAAUAGGAAGUCUGCAUAAUACACAAAGAGCUGUUAUAUAAAGAGAGACGCCUCUUACACCUAAACUCAGUUGUAAUUAAACAACUUUCAAGGCAGUUAAGAAUUCCCAUCAACAAGACUUUCAAAGAGAAACGACUCAUUUCACAAACAUACUGACCUGCGAAGCCGACUUUAGCUUAGAAAAGGUAAGUUGAGUUUGAGGAAUUUUUUUCAUAUAUAUUCAUUAUAUUUUUGUUAUUCGAGAGAUGUUAGAGAGUCUGCCAGAAGUGCCAUAGUUUUUUCAAGGAAGAUUGAACGUAGACAUCGACGGUUCAACCGAAUCGUGAUAAAUGUUAUUGCUGGAGCCUAUUUCGUUAGAAACUUGUGGGUUGGCAAACGACAGAGCAAACAAGAAUUCUCCUGGUUGUUGAAUGUUUAUAAGGCUACCACCGUUUCAGUUUGAACAAUCAGAAAUAAGAAUACAACUUUAAGUCAAUCUUGACUCAGGGAAAACUUCUUGUAUUGCCAACGAGAGACGUGAGCGGCGUAAAAGAAGACUUCUAGCUGCCUAAAACUCGGUUUAGUCCAAUGAAGAAUAAGAAAGAUGGGUUGUUUUCUGGUAUUGGAUAAACUACGGUUCUUUAAAUAAACAAAUCGCUCGUUUUCUCACAACGAAAUACGUUUUCGUUUGGUAGAUAUAUUUGUAAUGUUUAAGCAAGCAAUUCUUCGCGACUUGUUGUGUUCGGUAAUUUUUUUUCGCUCGGUCCAAUAUUUGGACUGUUUUGUUGAGUUGUGUUUGCAAAUUUGAUAUGGUUGUUGGUUAAAGAAAGCUAACUGUUGAACAGUUAAACUUCAGUGAGCCCGCCAAAAGUCAUUGUCAUGUUCCAUUUCCCGCCAACAAAUGUUGAAAUCGUUGAUUGUGGCUUACGUGUUGAGAGUUUUAGCCGUUGUAACUGUCUUCUGUAAGAUUUGGGGAAAAUUUAAACCGAAAUAAGUAGAUAAGUGUUUGAUAAUUAAGCGCCUUAGGGCAAAUAGCUAUCUUAACUUUUUGUCAUCGAAACUAAAGAUCAAAAGCCGAUACAGAUGAUGCUAUUUACGUACGAAGCCAAAGAGGAACAUCGCAAAUCACCAUUACAGUUCGUUAUGAAGGCGAGUGAACCCAAAAUGUACACAUUUCAUUUGAACAUAUUUUGGCUGUCCAGGCUCUACUGUUCUUCAGUGUUAUCGGAGGGUAUUUCUACCUAAUUUUUCGGACUGAGUAAGCCUGCUUUCCGCGUUUCUCAAAUAUUUAGAAACCGCUGUUUAAAGUGCGAAUUUAUCUGUCAGCACGUCAGUAGAUUUGAAUUACAGUAGCCUCCACAGGAUUUCGUGCGUAACUGCUUUUCCUGGGUGCAUAAAGCAUGUCAAGCAUCUAAAUAAACGAUGUUCACAUCGCCAAAAAUAAACUACGGAACAAUUCAGGCAAUGGUCUAUGUUUAGGGCCUUACGAUGUCCAGUAAAUAAAGACUGUUCAGAGAACACAAGGUUCGCCUUAACGGACUCCAUAACAUUUCUUAGUGAGCAAAAUCGUUUCUUUCGGGACAUAAAGUUCUACAAACACAUUAUAUUAGCGCCUGUGCAAACUUUCCGCUGUAACUCACGUAUUUUAAAACCAAUUUUUCAUGUAGUUUGGAGACAUCUCGAGGUUGAUUUUAGAGUUACACACUGAAUCAUCUGGGAAAAACUUCAACAAAAAUUUACACUUGCAUAAAAUAAUCAUAAACUGCGGAUGAUCGAUCUACAAAUGUGGUUUGUUUACUCUUGAAAAGUCACAGAAGACAUAUUAAAAUUUAAGCUCAUUUUCAAAACAGAAGGAACACUUUCUAAAGUUGACAGCUUUGUUCCUUAUUAGAAAAAUGAAAUGUCGUAUAUUAUCUCGCAGGAAAUUACAAGUAAGAAUUACUAAGAGGCGUCACUACAGUGCACAUAAGUCCACGCGAAAGUCUGAUAUUUUCCGUCGAAGUAAACGUAUUAAAAUUGAAGGGCGCAAAAAUUAAUGAACACUCCACAAAAAACUGGGACCAUUGAGAGCAAAAUGAUUGCAAUUAGUGGUGCGCAUCAAUUGCUAGUCGGCUGUCGAGUACUUCCUUUAGUUAUUGAAUGAAGAAUAAGAGUUUAGUGAGAUUAGCGCAAAACCAACAUAAGCAAGGUUAUAACAUACGGCUCUUCUCGACAGGUGUGUCAGUUAAAUUAAAUUUAACCAAAAAUUCGAUUCCCUCCUAAUGUAGGACCAAACUAGUGAAGGAAAGAAUGUUGAUAAAAAUUUCUCAAUCACCGAUAAACGUUUUUAAAACCGCAGGCACCUUUUAUUUCUUCAAAUUGUCAGGAUUGUAACUAUCACUUAGAAUUUCUAAAGAAAGCCGACUGCAAAGAAAAGCGUGCAUAAUUGAGGUGUCUUUUAUAUUCAAAGGGUUCGACCUAAAUAACGGCUCUACAUAAUAAGAAAAAUUGCGGUAGUUCACAGCAAGGCCAAUUAAACGAGAUUCCGUGAUGUUUGAAAAGCCCAGAUAGCUAAGAAUUACGGUGUGUUUAGCGCUUCCUUUAGAUUCCCUAGUAUUAAAGGAAUUGCCAUUCUAAAGUCUUUGAUAAUCCUUUAGUGACAACAUUCGGUUUCUACUCUCUAACAAAGUUUAUUGCUUACAUCAUGGCGCGAUGAACACCUAGUAAAUCGUCUUUAGACAAAAUAAAGACCUUUUUUUUUACAUCCAGGUAGGGUAAUAAAAGCUAAAUUACGGCAAACACUACACAAUACAAGCUUUUUCGACAACAGAUAGUGUUGCCGGCGCUAAGCAAACAGGUUAGAUUGAGCAUAAUAGAAACUACUCCUUCAGAGUACGAGAGGUUCUGAGGUCUCUUUACCUGGAAUAAAGUUCCUUAAUUCUCCCAUAUUGAUCGAGAACCAAGCAUGCAAACAUUUAUAAAUAGAAUCCUUAAACACUAAGGGUCGGAAACAACCAAAUAAUGUCUGUUUGCAAGGGUUAGCAGUGUUAAGUUGGUCGGUCAAUAAUUCAUCUUGUUCGAUUGCUCAUUUCAUGAAGAUAAUCUCGGUUGCAAGCGAAGAUCCAAGUUGUGGGAAAGUUUUGGCCAAGUUUCGUUUCUGCCGAGUGAAAUGUGGAAGUUGUGAAAGCUUGACACAUCUAUUCAAAAUGGGCGGCUUGCAAUAUGAAGGUCAUUUGAAAUUCUUACAAUUAUAAUCACUGUAGAUCUACAGCUGUCUGAAAAGGCACCUGGAUAUGGCUUUUGUGGAAUGAUUGACGCAACCCAAAUUUGUUAAUUAAUUGCCUCAGUUUCCGGAAAUGAGAAAUUGGAUUCUAAAAAUUUUACAUUUUUCUUUUCGUCCCACGCGCUGAUUUGGCCCUAUAAAAAACUUACAGAUUUUAUCGUUCCGUUUCUGAGAGUACAAAUGUCAAGAGGGAAGGAAAAAAAAAACUUAAGCAAAAAUAUUUUCUGUGAACAAACCAAUGUGACUUUCUUAGCGAAAUAGCCGUGAAUGAUCGAUUCAGACAAUUCAGGCAUCGCUCCAAUUUGACAGCAGUUUAGCAAAAGUGAUUAAAUGAAAGUCGUGUUUUUGUGUGUUAUUUAGGUCGCGUUUCUCCCGGACCGAUCUUAAUGAGUCAAGUAAACUAGGAACAAAGCGCUCAGCCAGAGGCUUAGAAUAAUUUAAAUUGAUGAUACAACGACCGAAAGAUAUCCUCGCAAUAAUGCCAGAACAGGUGCUUCCAGACCAGUUCCAAAUUAAAGCCGAGUGCAAGGUUUUUCUCUCUCUAAGCUAUUAAUCCUUGCAUUUAAAAAAGCCGGUGCCUAAGUAGUAGAAAAGAGCUUUGCGCCAAGUUAGUUUCCAGUGGUAAUUGCUUUUGUUUGUGGAAUUUAUAUUUGCAGUUGUUAUGCUAAUUGCGGAGGCCAAUAGUAGGCCGGCAAGACCUAGGUUACAGCUAGGCUCUACAAGAAUGUUAAGCGACCCCGGUUUUUCGUGCGGUCAGUUUUUGACGUGAAUAAUUUGAGCACUCAAACGCUAAAUUGCAUAGCUUUUAAGGUGUUGUGUGAUGACGGAGGGCUUUUACCGCUCCAAUCUAACCAUCCUUCCUGUUCUUUCAAAGAUAUCAGCACCUUUAGAUCUUUUGCCAUUAAUGUUAGUUUAUCCUGUGCGAACGGUGAUCUUUGUGUAGUGUUGACAUUAAGGAUACGAGAUAGGACCGAACCAUAAAGUGUCCUAUCGUAAUAAUUGUAUUUGCUCAUGAAUUAUGAAACGGCAAUUUGUUUGUAAGCCUUCGUGAUGGACAAGCGAUAAUGGACCCCACAACUUUUAAUAAAAUGUCUCCCCACGGGUGGUCGCAAAGGCCCCUAUGUCAAUAAACGUAGCAAGGCUCCAAAGGGCUUUCCCAUGGAACAAUAGCUUGGGAGGGGCUUACAGACAUGUCACGUUAAGCCUGUUUACGAACUGUCACUAAAAAUAAAACUUCUUAUUACUAGGAAAAAAGAGUAAUCUACGCUGGUCUCCGUGGCAGAAGGACGUGACAGGACGGUACGAAGCUACGUUCAGUCACCAACCAAUUUUUUUUUAACACAGUCGACGUGCUAGUACAAUAGAGAACAGGCUACAUCAUGAUGGAAGCAAUGAAUCCCGGCAAUCCUGCAGCCGCUAUGGGAGUCGGAAACCCGCAAGCACAAGGCCACCCUUUGGACGACAGCAAGAGUAAGCAGGCGAAAGAGAAAGUUUACCGCCGAAGUUACACUCACGCUAAACCACCUUACUCUUACAUUUCGCUGAUAACAAUGGCCAUCCAACAGUCGCCGAACAAGAUGCUUACGCUCAGCGAAAUUUAUCAGUUUAUCAUGGAUCUGUUUCCGUUCUACAGACAAAACCAGCAGCGGUGGCAGAACUCCAUACGACACAGCCUCUCGUUCAACGACUGCUUCGUGAAAGUUCCUCGAUCGCCAGACAGGCCUGGUAAAGGGAGCUACUGGACACUUCAUCCCGACUGUGGAAACAUGUUCGAGAACGGCUGCUAUCUACGCAGACAGAAACGCUUCAAGGCGGAUAAAAAGCCAAGCCUGAGUGACCUUCCUAAGCCUGGGUUGUUGAGCCCGGUUGUUUCCUCGAUGCAUCAUCAAAAAGUCCAAGGACCCAAGAGUUUAGGAGCACCCAGCUUUCUUGCACCGUCUCCCUACAGUGCUAUGAGCGCAAUGGGCGCCAUGGGAGCUAUGGGAAUGGGAGCAAUGGGCUCAAUGUCUAUGAACAAAUCAUUUAAUCAUCCAUUCGCCAUCAAGAACAUCAUCGCCUCCGACCACGAAGCCGACCUCAGAGGCUUCGAUCCAAUGCACUUUAGCCCGUAUCAUCCCGCAGGAAUGUCUUCAUCCAUGUCUUCUCUAGGACUACCAAAACCUUACGACACUAACCCUAUUACGACAGAGCCCAGUCCGUAUUACCAGGGCUGUGUGUUUACACCGUCUAGUUGCGCGGGAAUAGCAGGGUUUUCAAACAUUUCAUAAACUGAUAAAUGAACCAUUCAGGGAUGUCGGACGCUUAAAUUAUGUACUAUUUCAGGCGCUCAGGAGUUGCCUUGUAAAUUGAGUUAUCUGUUAUGAUACAGUUUGCCAGUGUAUACGAAUUAAUACUUAAAUUCCAAGGUGAUUUUGUUGAUUAUAUGUCAAAUAGACGUUUUUUUUCCCUGCCAAAGAAGACCAAAACAUUGGAGCAAAUAUAGAAGAAUUCUAUGAAAGUUAAAGAAAAUUAUAAGAAGUGUAAUAUAGCUUGUACCAUUUCAUUCAGUCGUCGUGCUCACUGUGAUUAUAGAGUAUUUUGACGAAAGUAAAUGUAUAAAUCAAAAUAUUUUGAAACUGAAUUAAUCGGAAGACGUGAUCGUUUAAGUUAUGUUUGGGGGCAAUUCAAAAUUAGGAGCAUUUGUUGCAAACUCAGUACGUUAUUGUUUAGUG